Messenger RNA from Arachis ipaensis, 1057 nucleotides. RefSeq names its product protein VERNALIZATION 3-like. The record is from RefSeq and is a predicted model, not a curated record. Lineage: Eukaryota; Viridiplantae; Streptophyta; Magnoliopsida; Fabales; Fabaceae.
CAUAAUGGUCAAACCUUGAAAAGAUCUGGCAUUUUAACUUCCACUAUAUAGUAUGUGUUUGUUUUAUCCUCCGACAACUACUGUCCAACAAAUUGCGCAGGAAUUUAGUUUCCGAUUCAAGCAAAGUUCAUGCAUGCAUUCUUAUAAAUCUCAAAUCGAUGUCUCGUCCAUGUCUCGCAACUUUUUAAGAGAUAUAUGCUGGCUUUUCUUUUUAUUUUCCCCUUAAAUUUUCGCGUGUAUAUAUAUUGAUGUACAUACAGAUAUUUCCUUUCAUAAUUAAGUAGUAACACAUUUAGGAUAUAUAGCAUUAAUAUUCAUAGAUAAUAAUGGACCCUCUUACUCUUGGAAGGUUGUUAGGAGAUGUUGUUGAUCCCUUUACAAGUUCUGUGUCUUUGAGGAUUGCGUAUAACAAUAACUCAGAAGUAGUCAAUUGUUCUGACUUCAAACCCUCCCAAAUUACCAAACAACCAAGAGUUGAUGUUGGUGGUGAUGAUUUUAGGACCUUUUACACUCUGAUUAUGGUAGACCCUGAUGCACCUAGUCCUACUAAUCCCAAUAUGAGGGAGUAUUUGCAUUGGUUGGUAAUUAACAUUCCAGGAACUACAGGGGCGAGCUUCGGGCAAGAGAUAAUGAAGUACGAGAGUCCAGAACCAACGGCAGGAAUACAUAGAAUAGUGUUUGUGCUGUACAAGCAAAUGGUGGGGAGGCAACUGAUACACGCUCCGACGUGGCGUAACAACUUUAACACUCGCGACUUUGCUCAAGUUUACAAUCUCGGAUCUCCUGUUGCUGCUGUGUACUUCAAUUGCCACCGGGAGAGUGGUUGUGGUGGAAGGAGAAUGAUCUAGCGUGAAAGUGAUAGGAUAAUACUGAUCCAAUAGCAUAUAGCUAGGCAAAUAAAUUGAUAAGUACUUCAAUUUAAUACAUAUGUAUGUGUGUGUGUUUUUUUUUUUAAGAAUCAGUAGCUAGAUCUUGAUAUAAAAGAAUACUUAAAUAAGUGGGAAGUUGUCUGCUGGGCUUUCGUUAAUUCCUCCUAUAUAUGCAAUGUAUGCUUCUU